Acaulospora colombiana is the source of this 1274-nucleotide messenger RNA. The record is from the annotation of a GenBank genome assembly. Lineage: Eukaryota; Fungi; Glomeromycota; Glomeromycetes; Diversisporales; Acaulosporaceae.
AUGGACGAAAAAAGGAUCUCUACAUCGUGGGAAGACUGCAUUCUCUCGCUUAUUGAGACCAUCUCCAGACCACCACAAAAACCCAUCGAUCUCCUUUCCACUCUGUACACCACCUACUUCCCUUCCGACGACAAAGACAUUUUCACAAAGCUACACGAAGAAUGCAAGGAUUUCUUUAAACCCGGAAUAAUCGAAAAGGAACUUAAAAAUAACAGUAACAUCAUAGGUAAAAUUAAACAGAAUUUAAAGAAUUACUGUGAAGUCAAGAGAGAGAAACGUGGAGAUUAUAUGAAUAUUUUGGUGGAGUCAUGUGAAACCUUUUACAAAAGGAUGACCACGAACAAAGAGGUGACGCAGUUCGUGGGCGUGAUGAUCACCUUCGCGUUCUUUCACCUUGCAAUUCUGAGUGAGAGAAACACACAUCAACUGGAAAUAUACGAAGGAUGGGGUAAUAAAUACAAAAAACAACUCCUCGAAAAAAUCUCCGCAUAUAAAGCAUACUUCAUUGACAUCUACCCAAAGUGGCAGGAUUGGAGGAAAGAUCAAAUCACCGUGAAAAUUGUACCGGAUUCUAAGAAGAAAGAAAACAUAAUUGGCGAGGUUCUGGACACCCUUACCACAGCCUCAUUUGUUAAAUACUCCUCGUCCCGAGAAACACAAAUUAAACUGAGGGGUGUUUGUGAAAAAGCGAAAAUUAGAUUUUAUAAUGAUAUAAACGCGAAAUUCAUGAAUCUUUACGUGCACACAUUUGCCCUAAAUAAAUUUUACCCGGAUAAACAUGAAGAACCUCCGAAAGCUCCAAAUUCAAAAGUGGCUACCGUGUGGUAUGGCACUUACGGGCGGGAUACGUUUCCGGAUGGCGAGCACGACAUUAAAGAUUACGAGGAAUAUGAACUUUCAAAUGAUUUGCCGGGAGUAAUUACCGGAAUAAACAUCCAAGAGUACAACGUUCUUGAUGCGCUCACAUUCCUCUACAAAAAUCGUCCUGGCGAGUUGGUGGGAAAUCCUCAAGGCGGACACUUGACUACCAUUCGAGGCUUGAAUGAAGAGUAUAAUCAUAUAAUUGCUGUGGAUCUGUAUUUUUGUCAUCGUGUAAUGUGUGCGAUUCAAUUCUUCUUCCCGGGUGGUGCGACAGAGGUCUUGGGUAACAGGUCCAACGCAGAUGCCGUAAGGAUUAGUUGCGGAUCAAUUGGAAAGAGAGGAGACUUUAAGCUGACUGGAGUGAAAAUGGCAAGCUCUACUGCCGAUCUACCGGGAAAAGAACUUUCGGUGGG